Molecule: messenger RNA, 2239 nt
Organism: Gossypium raimondii (Peruvian cotton)
Lineage: Eukaryota; Viridiplantae; Streptophyta; Magnoliopsida; Malvales; Malvaceae
Exons: 6
Coding region: 1052-1792 (246 amino acids)
Source: RefSeq, a predicted model, not a curated record
UACAUACACACAUAUACACAUGCAUCCGCACAUAUGUUUCUUAUUAGUAAUGAUGAUAAUGAUGCAUACAUACAGUGUAUUUGUUUUUUGAUUCUCCGGAAUGAUGUUGUUUUCCAUUUUCUUGAUGUGGGGUUGCUUCUUUUGCUUGUAUCUUGGGAACCCAUUUCUGGUUUUUUUUUCCCCUGGGUUUUGAAUGGAUUAGCUAUCUAAAACUAGUUCUUAGGGAGUAUUUGAAAUCAAAAGGCUUCUCUUCAAAGCUGCUGGAUUCUUAAUGGAUAAAUCACAAUUUGGUAUUGGAAGUUGCUGAAUGCACAAUUUGGUGGUUUAUGAUGGGUUUUUCACAGGUUAGAUCAUAUGCUUAAAAUUGUUGGAAGAAAUAUAUUAUGAGAGUAGUAUAUGUUAUUCAGACUAGGGUAUGAUAUUGGAUACAGUUAUGUAAGGGUAUGUUCAAUUUUUUAACGUUUCUUCGUAUAAUCGGAGGAUCAUUCAUGUUUAGAUUGCUAUUCUGGUUGAAGUUUCAGGUGCUGCUUAAUUAACUGCAUAGAUUGACAUCGUUCACUAAAUGUUUGCGUUUAUUUCCCAAUGAAAGCCAUACAAUGAAUAGGUUCUUUAUAACUGAUCUUCUUUUGGCGUUCAAAAAACUAAUAUCUAUCAAACUAUACCUCCCAUUAAUUCAUAGGACAAUUUUAAUUCUUCAAAUUGGUGUUAUUAGAAGCCUUAUUAUAUGCUUAACUUGUUGAACAUGAAUUCGAUAUAUAUCUAUGUUACUCGGACUUGUUGUGAGUGUCUUAUCCGAUAAGCUUUAAUUUUUUUUUCUAAUUUUUCCAUUAUUUGGAGGGUACUAUCCCUAUACGCAUACCCAAAUAAGCGUAAGAGUAUCAGACAUAAGUACUUACAGAAAAAUGAAGAGUGUCAUAUAUUAGCACUUGAUCCCAACAUUGCUUCUUUGUACACAGGUUAGCACAAAAAUUGCACCUUACGCUCUUCUUCCAACCAUUGCCAGCAAGUUUUUGCUGGCAGCUAAAAAUUUUUUCGCUUUCUUUCGAGGAUCAUGAGUCCCAAUGCACUAAGACAUAGUAAAGCCUUAGAGGGUUUGCAUGGGGUGCAAGUGUUUCCUCAUUCACAAUCUGCAUUAGAGGAGAUUAACCAACAAGGGGAUUUCCAAUCCAGUCAUGAUAAAUCAUUCAUUACAGCAAAUCAACCACUAUUGAUGCAGGUAUGGCAACAGAGACCAGCUUGUUUAAGGCCUGUAAGAUGUUGUAUGCAAGGGGACCAGAAUCUUGUGGAGACAGUUGCCAAUGUGUUGACAUCACUCCCCUUUAUUGCUCUUGGGAUCCAGGCCCCUAGGAGAAAUUUUAAUACUAAGCUGUAUGCUAAUUCACUUAUUGGAGUUGGAGUUGCCUCUACUUUGUAUCAUUCUUCUAGAGGAAAGCUGAGGAAAUACUUAAGGUGGGCCGACUAUACAAUGAUAGCCACUGCCACUGUGUGUUUAUCAAGAGCUAUUCGGAAUGAGAACCCAAAGUUACUAACGGCAGCUACGGCUUUACUUCUACCAGUUCAGCCUUUAAUGGUUUCGGCUAUUCACACUGGAAUGAUGGAGGUAGCAUUUGCGAAAAGAGCAAUAAAAGAUCCAGAAUUAAGGAAAGCACACAACGUGCAUAAGAUGUCAUCACUGUUGGGAGGUGCUCUUUUCAUUGCAGAUGAUAUGUUUCCCGGGACACCUUUCCUUCAUUCCGCAUGGCAUCUCGCAGCCGCUGUCGGUGCUGGCACCUGUAACAAGCUCCUUGAGUAGCGUGUAUAUACAUCCCAGUUCAAUUCCUAUAUCUUCCAUUAAUCCCUUGCUAUUCAAUUAUCCUGAGAGCUGGGAGAACGAAAUUGCUUUGUUUUCCAAGCACCAGGAUCAGGUCGGAACUGUGAUGGGAUUUUUAAGAUUCAAGUCUAUAUUCAACAUGGAUAUAUUCAGAUUUUUUUCAUGUAUUUGAAAGGUUAUAUACCUUCAUGUCCAUGUUUGAAAUGGGUGGUUUAGGAAGAGUCAGAGUGGCAUAGAGGCACAGGCAGGAUGUGCUGCAUUUGAUUGCACUUUGAACCCAAACUGGAUGAUUUUUUUUUUCUUUUUACCCUAUUAUUUGUAAUUGUUUUCCCAAAUCAGAUGUAUUGUGAAUACUCAUUAUGUUAAAGAGAAGUAGAUAUGUAAAGCCAGCGAUUGUAAUUGAAUUGCCAAAAAUCUUUUUCUUAACAA